Metschnikowia bicuspidata var. bicuspidata NRRL YB-4993 is the source of this 1011-nucleotide messenger RNA. RefSeq lists its product as uncharacterized. The record is from RefSeq and is a predicted model, not a curated record. The transcript has a single exon. Gene Ontology annotation, molecular function: oxidoreductase activity. NCBI's taxonomy places the organism in Eukaryota, Fungi, Ascomycota, Pichiomycetes, Serinales, Metschnikowiaceae. Bases 1 to 1011 code for a protein of 336 amino acids.
AUGGUCCUGAAUGCAAACUUCUACAAGCCCGAAUCGGCGCCGUACUUCAAUCCAGCUGAGGAGCGAAAGACUGCUAUUGUCACGGGUGGAAAUUCGGGCAUUGGCUGGUAUACGGUGUUGCACCUAUACCUCCACGGUUACAUAGUCUAUAUGGCAGGCAGAAAUGCCGAGAAAGUUGCUCAUGCAGUGAACGAAAUACAUACCGAGGCUGUAUCUAGAUUCGGUGCUUAUACAGAAGAGGAGCAAAAACGCAAGCCUUUAGGCGAGUUGCACUCUCUCCAUUUGGACUGUUGUGACUUGAAAUCUGUGGAAAUAUGUGCAGAGGAGUUCCUAACCAAGGAGUCCCAUUUGGACUUGCUCAUCAAUAACGCCGGCUUGAUGGCCGUGCCUUUUGAAAUGACUAAAGACGGCUACGAAAUUCAGUACCAGGUGAACUUAGUGGCACCAAUUUUGUUCACCGAAAAGCUCCUUCCAGCAUUGGAAAAAACCACCACACAGGCGAGUGUACCCCGCGUGAUUACUUUGAGCUCCAUGGGCCACAACAUGUCCAUCAAAUACUGGGAUCCUGCUAACCCAAUCAACAAAUUUCCAAGCGCCUUGUACAGCUGGGUUCGGUACGGAAACGCGAAGCGGGGGGCAAUCGAGUACAUGCGCAAAUUCGCUCAGGUCCACCCAGAAAUAUUGGCUUUUUCUGUGCAUCCAGGUGUGAUCACUGACACUAGGCUAUACGACUGGUGGACUAGUAUGCCAACUCUUGGUCCGCUUUUCAAGCUUGGUUUCCAAGGCUGCGGCAAAGUAAUUGGUGUUUCGUGCGAGGAGGGUGCUUUGGCCACGCUUCGGGCUGCGUUGGACCCUAAUUUGAGUGCCCAAGAAAGCGGCUCCUAUUUUGUGACAGGUGGUGUUAUCGAAGCUCCAUCUAAAGUGGCACAAAAGCAAGAAAACAUUGAUACUACGUGGUCUUACAACAUACGUUUGUUGACUGAGAAGGGCUUUCUCAAGGAGAAGGUAUAA